CUGCUGGCGAGACAUCUGCGUGCGUAUCGACCGCGGCCGCUGAGCGCUCUCGGCCUGGGCUGGCCCGGGAACCCAAGCAUUAUGCUGGCUACGAUUUGAGAGCCUUUAGUGAGUGUGUCGCCAAGCCGCUGUGUUGACGAUGACCCCCGACUGCAACAAGAACGCCAGGUGACGUGAGGUGGACUCUACAAAAAAAGAUGAAGAACAAACGCUCUUUGUUCCCGCUUCUGCUUCUGGAGGUGCUGGUGCUAACAGGCGCAGGGGAGGCAGCCGGGGUCGGUGCACCCGUAGACCCUUUUCAUGCCGAGCCGCUGCCCACUCCCGUUGCCUUACGCUCGUCCGAGGAUGCGGAGGCGCCGCCAGAGUCUGGACAGACGCCCCUCAGGUGCUGGGAGUGCACCUCGACCACGCAUGGCAGUGAGUGCUAUAACCUCGAAAAUGACGUUGAAAAUGAGACCUCCAUCGCUGCCUUCUCCAGAGAGUGCGCGCCCGAAGAGACUUUCUGCUCGGUGGAAAGAGUCUGGUACGUGGAGGAAGGAGAUGUUAAGGAGAACCAUAUAAGUGUGAAUAGGACAUGUUCUGCGCAGUGUUCUCCCUUCUGCCUUGUCAUGGGUGACAGGAACAAGGUCCACAGCUGCAUUACCUGCUGCUCCGAACACCUGUGCAACGUCGGCAGGUCAUCCGGCCGACGUCCCAUGACCAGCCCUUCCCUCCUCGCUGCCGCCCUCUCCGCCGCCCUCGCGCCCGCCCUCGGGGCCCUCGCCACGCCCGGGAGGAAGAGCUUCGCUUGGUCUGCACAUCCGCUGCUCGCCUCUCUUCUCGGGCUUUGCCUCCUCCUCACGGUGUCCUCCGCCUCAAAUCUCUUCCCAGACAUUUAAGCGAAUCAUAGAUAUAUUUUCUUUGAAAUAAGAACUAAGGAAUUCGUUUCUUCUUCCAACCACAUGACUUGACCCAUGGUUAUUGGUGCCGACCAGAGGGACGGAGCUGUUUGCAGCCCGUCUCUUGCCGUGAUAUGUUUAGCCUGUGUUGACUGCUCUUACUCGUUUUUUUUUUUUUUUCCUUUCUCAGAAAGAUUGAACAAGUUUCCAAAAUAACAUGAACAGACAUAUCAUGAACAGAUACCUGAUAAGUUGCUGUAUCACCUGAGGACUCAGUUCCUCUGAAUGUUAACCGGAAAUUAUUUACGUGUGGAGAAAACCUGUGGGGACGGACGCCCGGGGACGCCGCGGUACCACCUCGUCCAGCAGCAUUCGCGGAUCAGAACUAGACCUUAAUUAUGCUUAGAGAAAACAUGUAGUUGUCUCAUUUGGACCACUGACCCGCUGAUUGGUCGAGGAGAUCAUGUUCUCCUAUUCUCAACCACAUAUAUAUAUAAAAUGAGCUUCAUAGAUUAUACAAUUAGUGAGUUCGAUUUUUCCGAACACCAUUUGCUUGUGUGUAUAAACCCAAAGAGCUGAUAACCGUCCCAGUGAGGCGGGGAAGUGCUUCCGACCAGUCACCGUGCUGGGGGUUGAGACCAGUGGUUCCCUCGACCAAACAGUGAGAUGAAAAAAAAAACAAACAAUAAAAAAGAUUAAAUAACGAAGUAAUAAUGAUCACAUAUCAGCGAAUGAUGCGGCUUUUCGAGAUGUAGUGGUUCUAGAUAAAGCGACUCAUUUUAGUAGCUGUGUCGUCGAUCUGAGCGACGUUUUUAAUCUCUAGCUCUUGGACUUACCUGUAGGAAGACCAUUGCAGUUGCAUUACGAGAGAAAAUAAAGCAUGUAGCGGAUGUUA
Messenger RNA from Penaeus monodon (black tiger shrimp), 1773 nucleotides. RefSeq lists its product as uncharacterized. Bases 198 to 878 code for a protein of 226 amino acids. Lineage: Eukaryota; Metazoa; Arthropoda; Malacostraca; Decapoda; Penaeidae. The transcript is spliced from 4 exons. The record is from RefSeq and is a predicted model, not a curated record.